AUGAAUCCAGGAUAUGCUGGUAGAACUGAAUUACCUGAUAAUUUAAAGGCUCUUUUUAGACCAGUUGUUAUGGUUGUACCUGAUUCUAAUAUUAUUUGUGAGAUUAUGUUGAUGAGUUAGGGAUUCAAUUCAGCCAGAGUUUUAGCUAAAAAGAUGACAGUUUUAUAUAAAUUGGGUAGUGAAUAAUUGAGUAAACAAUACCAUUAUGAUUUUGGUUUGAGAGCAUUAAAGAGUGUGUUAGUUAUGGCAGGUUCUCUUAAAAGAGAGGCAGCUGAUCUACCUGAAGAUACUGUACUAAUGAGAGCACUUAGAGAUAUGAAUAUGCCUAAAUUCAUAUUUGAAGAUGUUCCAUUAUUUUAAGGAUUGAUUACUGAUUUAUUCCCUAAAAUUGAUGUUAAGAGAAAACCAUAUGAAAAGAAAGAUAAAAUCUAAGAGAUUGUUGAACAAUUAGGAUAUCGACCUUUAGAUGAUUAAAUUGAUAAAGUUGUUUAAUUAUUUGAAACUAUGUUGACUAGACAUACAACAAUGGUUGUAGGACCAACUGGAUCAGGAAAGUCAGCUGUUAUAGAAAUCUUAAAAAGAGUAGAAAGUGCUACCUAUUAUUGUAUUAAUCCUAAAUCUAUAACUGUUAAUGAAUUAUAUGGUGUAAUGGAAAUGACAACUAGAGAAUGGAAAGAUGGUAUAUUAAGUAAGGUUUUCCGUAUUGCAAAUGAAAAACCAUCUGGUUAAUAAGAAGUUCAUUAAAGAUGGAUUUUAUUAGAUGGUGAUGUUGAUGCUGUUUGGGUUGAAAAUAUGAAUUCUGUUAUGGAUGAUAACAAAUUAUUAACACUUAUUAAUGGUGAUCGUAUACGUCUGGAGAGAUUUUGUAAAUUACUAUUCGAAGUAUUUGAUCUUUAAUAUGCAUCACCUGCUACUAUUAGUAGAUGUGGUAUGGUUUAUGUAGAUCCAAAAAAUUUAGGAUAUAAACCAUUUUAUGAUAAGUGGUUGUCAAAAUGGUAAAAGAAAGGAGAUAAAGCAGAAGGAUUGAAAUAAAAUCUUGAAGAAUUUUAUACAAAAUAUAUUCCUACAUUAAUGAAUCUUAUUUUUGAGGGUAUUGAUGGAGAAGAAUAAGGACAUGUUUUAGAGUUUUCUAUUCCCAGAACCAAUUUAAAUUGCAUAACAUAAUUGACAAAAAUGUUAGAUACAAUUAUAAAUGAAGAAGAUCCUUAAUUUGAAUAAGAAAAUCUUGAAUUAGCUUAUAUUUUUGCAAUAGUAUGGUCACUAGGUGCAUGCUUAAAAUUUGAUGCUCGUAAGAAAUUCGAAGAAGUAUUAAGAAGAGUUGCAUAAAGACAUAUUCCUCCUGGUUCAUUGUUUGAUCUUUUCUUUGAUUAUACUUUAGAUAAUAAAGCUUGGGUUGCUUGGGAAAAGAAAGUGACAGAAUAUUAACCACCUCCUGAUGGAAAAUUUUCAAAAAUCUUAGUUCCAACUGUGGAUACUAAGAGAUUUUCAUAUCUUUUAGGAUAAAAUAUCACUCACAAAUAACCUUGUAUGUUUGUAGGAGAUAGUGGUACUGCUAAAUCAGUCAUUAUAACAAAUUAUUUGAAUUCCUUACCAUCUGAAAACUAUAUGAAAUUAAAUAUCAAUUUUUCAUCAAGAACAAAAUCAAUUGAUGUUUAAACUGCAUUAGAUGAAAAUAUUGAUAAAAGAUCAGGUCGUAUUUUUGGUCCUAAAAUUGCAGGUAAAAAAUUAAUAAUUUUCAUUGAUGAUAUUCAUAUGCCUAAAGUAGAUAUAUAUGGUACAUAAUAACCUAUAGCUUGGUUGAAAUUUUUGAUUGAAAAAGGAUUCUGUUAUGAAAGAAGUUAAAAUCUAGAUCAAAAAAUUAUAAAAGACACUUAAUUUGUUGCAGCUGUUUUACCACCAAAUGUUGGUGCUAAUCCACUUGAUCCAAGAUUUUUGAGUUUGUUUAAUUGUUAUCAAUUAUUAUUCCCAUCUAAUGAAAACUUAGAGAGAAUUUAUAAUUCAAUUUUGAAAUCACAUUUAUAAGGAUUUCCAGAAGAAGUCUCAUCAACUGUUGCUAAAAUAACUUAAGCUACUUUACAAAUUUAUAGUGCUAUUGUAAUCUAAUUGCCACGUACUCCAGUUAAAUUCCAUUACAUUUUUAACUUAAGAGAUUUAAGCAGAAUCUAUGAAGGAUUAUGUAGAAGUACACUUGACAAAUUCUAAACUAAAGAAUCUUUUAUUAGAUUAUGGAGAAAUGAACUAACUCGUGUCUUCGUAGAUCGUCUCAUUAAUGAUUAAGACAGAGACCUUAUUAAUGUAGAUAAGGUUCCAAGUUUAAUUAGAGAACACUUCAGUGAUACAUUAGAAUAUGCAAUAUAAGAUCCAUUGCUUUUUGGUGAUUAUUUAACAGCUAAUCCACUUGAUCCAGAUGUAGUUGAUCCUAAAUUAUAUGAAGAUUGUGGAGGAUUUGAAAAAGUUGGUUAAAAAUUCAACUCUUUAUUAUAAGAUUAUAAUGAAGAAGUUAAGGAAAUGAAUCUUGUAUUGUUUAAAGAUGCUUUAGAACACUUAACUAAAAUUCACAGAAUUAUUAGAUUCCCAUUAGGACAUGCUUUACUUGUAGGUUAUGGAGGUAGUGGUAAAUAAUCUUUGACUAGAUUGAGUGCAUUUACUGCUAGUUAUGAUAUAUUCUAAAUUACUUUAACAAGAGGAUAUAAAGAAAAAGAAUUUAGAGAAGACUUAAAGACUUUAUAUGAUCUUUUGACAUAGAAACCUACAAUUUUCUUGUUUACUGAUGCUCAUGUAUUAGAAGAAGGUUUCUUAGAAUUGAUUAAUAAUAUGCUUACAAUAGGAAUGGUACCAGCACUUUUUGAUGAAGAUGGCAAGAAGAAAAUGAGUGAUAAGGUGAGAGAUGAAGCAAAAAGAAAAGGUAUUUUAGAAACAAAAGAUGAAUUAUGGAAUUAUUUCCUUGAAAAAAUUAGAGACAAUAUGCACAUUGUUUUGUGUAUGAGUCCAGCUGGAGAUACUUUGAGAAUUAGAUGUCGUAAUUUCCCAGGCUUAGUUAGUAAUACUUAAAUUAAUUGGUUCUUCCCUUGGCCUGAAGAAGCUUUGGUAAGUGUGGCUACUGAGUAUUUAAAGGAUGAAAACUUAGAAGAUGAAACAUUCAGACCUAAGAUUAUUUAACAUAUCACCAAAGUUCAUGAGAGUAUCUAAAUGUUUUCAAGAGAUUUUGAAUUAUAAUUAAGAAGAAAGAAUUUCAGCACACCCAAAAACUAUUUAGAUUUCCUAUAAAAUUACAAACGUUUAUUGGCUGUUAAUAGAAAAAAAUAUUAGGAACUUAUAGUGAGAUAUACAAAUGGUGUUUUAAAGUUGGAUGAAGCAUCUGAAUAAGUGAAAGUAUUAUAAGGGGAAUUAGAAAUUAAGAAAGUAGAAGUGACUAAUGAAAGUAGAGAAGUUGAGGAUUUACUAAAAAUUAUUAAUGGUAAAAAGGAGAUUGCCACAAGAGAUAAUGAAGAAGCUUCAUAAAAGAAAAAACAAUUAGAGAAGGACAGUGUAGAAAUCAAUUAGAAACAAUAGGAAGCUGAUUAAAUUCUUAAAGAUGCCAUUCCUAUUUUAGAGGAAGCUAAAGAGGCUCUAAGUAAGAUUGAUUCAAAAGAGUUGGUUGAAUUGAAAGCAUUGAAUUCACCACCUAAACCAGUUGGAGCUGUUGCAUCUAUGUUACUUAUAUUUAAACCUAUAGAUGGUAUUGAAGGAGAUGGUUGGAAUGCUGCUAGAUAAAUGAUGAAUAAUCCAAUGAAAUUAUUGGAAUAAUUAUAGAAUUAUGGUAACAAGAUUGGAAAAGUGACUAGAAAUUAAAUUGAAAAGAUUAAAAGUGCUAUGAAAGAUCCUGAAAAUCGUUUAGAUGAAAUAUCAAAGAUUUCAAAAGCUGCAGGUGGUUUAUAUAAAUGGGUAUCAGCUACAGUUAAUUUCUAUGAUGUAUAUAAGAAAGUGGAACCACUUAAAUAACGUUUAGAAUAGAUGAAUAAGUAGAAGGAAGAGACAGAAAAAGACUUAACAAAUACUGCUAUAAAAUUGGCAGCAUUAUAAAAGGAAGUGUCUGAAUUAUAAGUUUAGAGUGAUCAAAAAGCUGCAAGAUUAGCUGAAUUGACAGCUCAAGCAUAGGAAAUGGAAAAGAAAUUGAAUGCAGCAAAGAAAUUGAUUGAAGGUUUAGGAGGUGAAAAGAAAAGAUGGACAGAAGACACUGGUAAAUUAGCAUAGAUGACAUUAUAAUUAAUUGGAGAUUGUUUAAUUGCCAGUUCUUUCUUAAGUUACGUAGGACCAUUUGACUAUUCAUUUAGAAGAAGAAUGCUUUAUGAUCAUUGGAUGGUUGAUAUUAAGGAAAAGGAAUUGCCAAUGAAUCCAGAAUUUAAAUUUGAAGAUCUAUUAAGUAGUGCAGUAGAAAUAUCUUAAUGGAAUUCUGAAGGAUUACCAUCUGAUGAAUUAUCAGUUUAAAAUGGUAUACUCACAACUAGAGCUUCAAGAUGGCCUUUGUGUAUUGAUCCACAAUUAUAGGCAGUUAAUUGGAUUAAAAAAAGGGAAGAAAAAGACAUAGCUUUCAAAGUUUUGAAUUUAAAUGAAGGAGCAGGUGUAUUUUUGAAACCUUUAGAAAAUUGUAUCAGAUUUGGCAAACCAUUUUUAUUUGAAAAUGUAGAUGAAGAAUUAGAUCCAACUAUAGAUCCAAUUUUAGAAAAGAAUUUCAUUAUCAAGGCAGGCAUGAAGAGUAUUAAAUUGGGUGAAAAUAUUAUUGACUAUAAUGAUGAUUUUAGAUUGUAUUUCACAACUAAAUUAGCAAAUCCUAAAUAUACACCAGAGAUUAUGUCAAAGACUAUGGUUAUUAAUUAUACAGUUACAUUAACUGGAUUGAGAGAUUAAUUAUUAAAUGUAGUUGUUUCAUUCGAAAGACCAGAUAAAGAGAAAUAAAGAUUAGAACUCAUUUAGAGUAUGAGUGAAAAUAAGAAAAAGUUGAAAGAAGCAGAAGAUGAUUUAUUAUAAAGAUUGUCAGAAGCUUAAGGUUCAUUGUUAGAUAAUGUAUAGUUGAUAAAUACACUAGAUUAAACAAAAGCAAAAUCUGAAGAGAUUUAAUAAGCAAUUAAUGAUGGGUAAAUUACAAGUUAAGAAAUUGAAUAAGCAAGAUAAAGUUAUACAACAGUAGCUAAAAGAGGAGCUAUAUUAUUCUUUGCAAUGAGUUCAUUAAGUUCAAUUUCUGAAAUGUAUGAAUAUUCAUUAAGUGCAUAUUUAUAAGUAUUCAAUCAAUCUUUAAGAGAUGCUAGAAAAGAUACUAUCUUAGAAUCAAGAUUGAGAAAUAUUAUUGAUAAAUUAACAAGUAAUGUUUAUGAUUAUACUUGUUUGGGUAUAUUUGAAAUUCAUAAAUUGAUGUUUGCCUUCUAAAUGACUAUUAUGAUAUAAGAUGGUGAAAAAUUAUUAAAUCAUGAGGAAUUAGAUUUCUUCUUAAAAGGAAAUACUUCACUUGAAUAAGUUUAGAGAUAGAAACCUUAUGAAUGGGUACCUGAUUCAGGUUGGAAAGAUAUUAUGAGAUUGAUGUAAUUGGCUGAUACCUAUAGAUUAUUAGCAGAUGAUUUAGAAAAGCAUGGUAAAGAAUGGAAGAAAUGGUAUGAUCAUGAAAGACCUGAAUUAGAAACAUUACCAGAAGGAUAUACUAAAUUAAAUUCAUUCUAAAUCUUAUUAUUAUUAAGAGUCUUCAGACCUGAUCGUGUAAUUAAUGGAGUCAAAAAAUAUAUUCAAGAUAUUUAUGGAAAUUCCAAUUAUGUACAACCACCAAUUAUUAAUUAUGAAAAAAUAUUCGAUUAAUCAAAUGAAAAAUCACCUAUUGUAUUUAUUCUCUCACCAGGAGCUGAUCCAUUACCAGAUGUAAUAAAGUUGGGUGAUUCAAAAGGAUUCACAGGAGCUAAAUUCAGAAAUCUAUCUCUUGGAUAAGGUAGUGAAUAAGAAGCAUCAUAAUUUGUUGAAGCUGCAUCAUAAAGAGGACAUUGGUUAAUGUUAGCUAAUUGUCAUUUAUUAACAGGAUGGUUGAAGAGUUAUUUAGAAAAGACUUUGGAAUUAAUGCAAAAACCACAUAAAGAUUUUAGAUUAUGGUUAACAACAUAACCUACAGAUAGGUUUCCUUUGGGUAUUUUACAAAAGUCACUUAAAGUAGUGACAGAACCACCUGAUGGAUUGAAAUUAAACAUGAAAGCUAUCAUGAGUAAAAUAGAUGAAAAUUCAUUAAAUUCUUGUCCUCAUGUAGCUUAUAAAACAUUAGUUUAUGUAGUUUCAUUCUUCCAUUCUAUUAUUUUGGAUAGAAGAAAGUAUGGUAAAAUUGGAUGGAAUGUUAGUUAUGAUUUUAAUGAAUCAGAUUUCAAUAUUAGUAGCAGUUUAUUAUCAAUGUAUUUGAGGAAGGCUUAUGAUGCUAAAGAUGAAACAAUCCCUUGGAAUUCACUUAAAUAUCUUAUUGGAGAAGCUAUGUAUGGAGGUAGAGUGACAGAUUCAUAUGAUAGAAGAGUAUUGAUUACAUAUUUAGAUGAAUACAUGGGAGAUUUUCUCUUUGAUAAAAAUAGAGAGUUCCUCUUCGCUUAAAGUGAAGAUUUCAAAUAUGAAAUACCUAAAAUACUUAAUCAUGAAGGGUUCCAAACUAUGAUUGAUCAUUUACCUCUUAUAAAUUCUCCAGUUGUCUUUGGUUUACAUCCAAAUGCAGAAAUCACUUAUUUCACAAAUAGUGCAAAGUCUAUUUGGGAUAAUCUUUUAUAAUUAAGAGCAUCUGGAGGUGCAGUUUCAGGAGGUGUAGACAAAGAUAAAUAUGUUAAUGAUGUGAGUGAAGAUGUCUUAUCUAAAUUACCUGUCAUUUGGGAUGUCAUUGCUUUAAGAAAAGAAGCUGGAGAAAUCAUCUCUCCAACAUAAGUUGUCUUGUUUUAAGAACUUGAAAGAUUCAACAAAUUAAUAAUAAAAAUAAAUGAAUCACUUUUUAAUCUUAAACGUGCCUUAAAAGGUGAGAUUGGUAUGAGUAGUGAUCUAGAUGAAUUGUCAUUAGCCUUAUUUAAUGGAUUCUUACCUGGUAUGUGGAGAAGACUUGCACCAUAAACAGAGAAGAAACUAGGAUCUUGGAUGAAUCAUUUCAAGAGAAGAGUUUAAUAAUAUACAUAAUGGGCAAGCAAAGAAGAGCCUUAUGUUAUGUGGUUGUCUGGUCUUCAUAUUCCAGAAAGUUAUCUUACUGCUUUAAUUCAAACUACAUGCAGAGCCAAAACAUGGGCUCUCGAUAAAAGUAGACUAUAUACUUAAGUAACCAAAAAAUUCAAGGCUAAAGAUAUUAAUCAAAGAAUGGAAUUUGGAUGCUAUAUUGAAGGUUUAUACUUGGAAGGAGCAAGAUGGGAUGUUGAGAAUAAUUGUCUUAAAAAAUAGAAUCCAAAAGAAUUGAUUUAUGAGAUGCCUCUAAUUCAAGUUAUCCCUGUUGAAGCUAAUAAAUUAAAAUUAAAAGGUAAUUUAUUCUUUUUAUAUAUUUUAGAUACUUUAGCUACACCAGUAUAUGUUACUUAAUCAAGACGUAAUGCUAUGGGAGUAGGCCUUGUUUUUGAAGCUGAUUUAAGAACUUAAGAACAUACUAGCCAUUGGAUACUUUAGGGAGUAGCCAUGACAUUAAAUGUUGAUUAUUGAAAAUACC
Molecule: messenger RNA, 7666 nt
Organism: Paramecium primaurelia
Lineage: Eukaryota; Ciliophora; Oligohymenophorea; Peniculida; Parameciidae
Source: the annotation of a GenBank genome assembly